Messenger RNA from Calypte anna (Anna's hummingbird), 2258 nucleotides. RefSeq names its product kelch like family member 6 (gene KLHL6). Gene Ontology annotation, biological process: germinal center formation; B cell receptor signaling pathway. The record is from RefSeq and is a predicted model, not a curated record. The transcript is spliced from 7 exons. Lineage: Eukaryota; Metazoa; Chordata; Aves; Apodiformes; Trochilidae. Bases 45 to 1877 code for a protein of 610 amino acids. Gene Ontology annotation, molecular function: protein binding.
GAUUGAAGCACCCAGAGAAUGAAACAGUCAGUGCUGGCCAGAACAUGGGGGACAUGCUGGAGAAGAGCUUAGAGGAGCCCGAGAGCUCUGUGGACCAUGAGUGUUCCAUGAAAAUGGGGGAGCUGGUGGAAGUGUCCAGCGGUGACAAGGUGAAGUUUGACGAUACGGGUCUCUCCCUCCUGCUCCAGAAUGGGCUGGAGAACCUGAGGCUUGAGAAUUCCCUGACAGAUGUCAUCCUCUGUGUGGAGAGCAGGGAGUUCUCCUGUCACCGAGUGGUCCUUGCCGCAGCAAGCAAUUAUUUCAGGGCCAUGUUCUGCAAUGAUUUAAGAGAGAAAUAUGAAGAGAAGAUCAUACUUAAAGGAGUUGAUGCAGAAACCAUGAAUAUACUCUUGGACUACACCUACACCAGCAAGAUGCUCAUCACAAAGCAAAAUGUACAGAAAGUCUUGGAAGCUGCCAGCCUCUUUCAGUUCCUUCGCAUGGUAGAUGCUUGUGCCAGUUUCCUCAGUGAGGCCCUGCAGCCAGAGAACUGUGUUGGCAUCCUCAGGCUGGCUGAUGCCCACUCCCUGCACAGCCUGAAACUACAGGUGCAGAACUACAUUAUCCAGAACUUCACCCAGGUCCUGAGCCACGAGGAGUACCUGGAGCUGCCAGCUGACAUCCUCUGCAGCACUCUGAAGAGUGAUGACCUCUAUGUGACAGAGGAAGCCCAGGUGUUUGAAACUGUGAUGAGUUGGGUUCGUUACAAGGAGUCAGAAAGAUUUCCUCUCCUGCCCUACGUGCUGGAGAAUGUCCGACUGCCCCUCUUGGACCCCUGGUAUUUUGUAGAGACUGUUGAAGCUGAUCAACUCAUUAGACAGUGUCCAGAUGUCUUUCCUUUGCUCCAGGAAGCCAGAAUGUACCAUCUGUCAGGCAAUGAGAUUAUUACAGAAAGAACCAAGCCCAGGAUGCACGAGUUCCAAUCCGAGGUGUUUAUGAUCAUAGGGGGCUGUACAAAAGAUGAGAAGUUUGUGGCAGAAGUGACUUGCCUGGAUCCUUUGAGGAGAAGCCGCCUGGAAGUAGCAAAAUUACCCAGCACAGAGCAGGAGACGGAGAAUGAGAAUAAAAAAUGGGUGGAGUUUGCAUGCAUUACACUAAAAAAUGAAGUCUACAUAUCAGGUGGCAAAGAAACAAAGCAUGAUGUCUGGAAAUACAAUGCCUCCAUCAACAAAUGGAUACAAAUUGAGUACCUAAAUACAGGAAGAUGGAGGCAUAAAAUGGCUGUGCUGGCUGGGAAAGUCUAUGUCAUUGGGGGCUUUGAUGGCACCCAGAGAAUCAACAGCAUGGAAGCAUAUGAUCCCUUUCAUAACUGCUGGUCAGAGGCUGCUCCCCUGAUGGUAAAUGUGAGCUCCUUUGCAGCAGCCAGCUACAAGAAGAAACUCUAUGUGAUUGGGGGAGGACCCAACGGGAAGCUGGCAACAGACAAGACUCAGUGCUAUGACCCAGUGACCAACACCUGGAGCCUCAGAGCUGCCAUGCCCGUGGAAGCCAAAUGCAUCAAUGCUGCCAGCUUCCGAGAGCACAUCUAUGUUGUGGGUGGGGCAAUGAAAGCUCUGUAUUCCUACAGCCCCCGGGAAGACACAUGGAGCCUGGUGACUCAGUUCACCCACGAGAGAGCCAGCUGUGGGAUUUCUCCCUGCAACAACAAGCUGUUUAUCACCGGGGGCCGAGAUGAAAAGAACGAAGUCAUUGCAACAGUGCUGUGCUGGGACCCCGAAACUCAGAAGCUGACAGAAGAGUGUGUCCUGCCCCGGGGGGUGUCUCAUCACGGGAGUGUUACCCUCAGGAAGUCUUACACUCACAUCCGCAGGAUUGUGCCUGGGGCAGUUUCUGUCUGACCCAGACAGUGGCAGAACCGCCAUGAAACCCAACACCUCCUGGCACAGACUGACACGACUGGGUUUUUGAGCUGCAGCUAGCAAUGGAAAUACCAGCACGGGGGCCUUUGGGGAGUAGCUGUAUAUAUGUUCAGCCCUUGCACUUCCUCUGUACAGCAUAUCCUUAAAUUAUCUCAGACAAACAAAGGGAUCAGCUGGAGUUUACCCCUGCCAACACAAUACCUCCCAUCAGGCAAAGAAACGGGAUGUGUGAGGUGGAGGUUGGAAAUUAACUUCUCAGAUAUAUCUGCUCUGAAACGUGCUUGAACUGGCUCAGCACAGUCCUGACGUUUGUUCAGCUAUUUAUUGUGUUAAACUGGAUUUGAAGCACCUAUUAGUAAA